Acanthamoeba castellanii str. Neff is the source of this 1461-nucleotide messenger RNA. Its product is annotated as cytidine and deoxycytidylate deaminase zincbinding region domain containing protein. Gene Ontology annotation, molecular function: dCMP deaminase activity; zinc ion binding. Bases 1 to 1461 code for a protein of 486 amino acids. Lineage: Eukaryota; Discosea; Longamoebia; Acanthamoebidae. Gene Ontology annotation, biological process: dUMP biosynthetic process; dTMP biosynthetic process. The transcript has 7 exons. Gene Ontology annotation, cellular component: cytoplasm. The record is from RefSeq and is a predicted model, not a curated record.
AUGGCGCCGAAAGCAGAAGACAAGAUUGUACCCGACGAGGAUACGGGCGCGGCGCUCCUGGACAGCAACGACAUGAUCUUGUCCGUGGCGGGCAGCGGCGCCACCCACGCGGCGGCCUACCUCUGCACCCGAUUCCCGCAGCAGGCCAGCGGGGGCACCAUCUGCCUCUCCAAGCGGCCCUGCUCGUUCUGCACCAAGCUCAUGAUCCAACGCGGCGUGCGACGCAUCAUCGUGCCCGAGCUCAGGCACACUGCAGCGGGCACGGUGGAAACAAUCACGGUGGCGUGUUACGACGAGUACGGCAGGCCUAUGAGCAAGAAGCAGCAAGGCGACAAGUUCCAGGUGCGGGUCUACAAGCUGUGGCUUGGCGAGGAGGACGGAGAAGAGCUGGAACUGGGUCCGAGGGAGCAUUCGAGAGAGCACUACUUCGACGUGGCGUUCAAGGUGCCGGCAGGGCCUGGAGUCUACAAGGCGGUCCUUCUUAAGAGUGGUAAAGUCGUGGACAUGGAGCAGUGGAUGGUGAGUGGCACCACCACGAGCCCUGAUGAUCGUUCGUGGAUCAGGCCGGACGAGCGUGAGUACUGCGAGGAAGAACCAUACAAGCCCAGCACCGAGGCCCACAAGCCCAACAUCGAAGAGCGAACUACGUUUCUCAACCGACUACUGCAGCGCGGCAACACUGCCUUUUCAACGCUGGAUCUGCCUCGCUUUCAUCAGGAUGUCUUUGAUAAGCUCUUCAACUACUACAACGGCGCGUUCAUCUCAAUCGACAAGAACGGUGCACUCAACAAGGCACAGACCAAGAGGGAGAAAGAAAGAAGCGCGACGGCCUGGCUGAUGGGGCUGGGCAUCCUCGCCAGUCUGCGAUCCCAGGACGAGAGUGUCAAGGUCGGCGCCGUGUUGGCCAGGACAUUGAUCCCCCAAGAGAAAACACCACAGGCCGUGGCCUGCAACUUUCCCAAGAAGUGGCGAGAGGAGGAGGAGGAGGAGGCGAAACGCGCCCAAGCUUACCUCGAAGAAGAAGAAGACGAAGAACAAGAUUACGACGAGCCGCCCGAAGAACAGUUCACGAUCGAGAUCUUUGGUGUGGGCUACAACGGGCCGAAGAAGGACUCGCUGCACCGCGACUUUGUGCAGGGCGACGGCGACAAGGGCAAGUGGGUCGUGCACGCCGAGCAGAACUUGCUUCUGUUCCGCUGCAUCGACGACGUAUCGCAGUGCGAGCUCUACUCGACGCACUCGCCCUGCAUCCAGUGCUCGGGGCUCGUCAGGGCGAUGGGCAUCAAGAAGGUGCGCUACCUUUCGCCCUACCGACCGCCCAUCGACCUCCACAGCGACCGCCGGGCGGUACAGUUUGUUGAUGACGUCCUGCUGGGGUUGGUCGAGACCCACGUCGAGCAGGCGCCGCGCCGGCUCUUCCAGGGCGAGGGAAGCCAAGAUUCUCAGUAUUGCAAAUUAUGA